AUGGACGAUGGCGUCACUGAUAUUCUGUCCGGCGUGGUGGACGACGUCGGUCAAGCUGUUGGAAGAAACAUUGAUGGCGCUCAGCUGCUGUAUGAACUCCUGAGUGCUCCGUGGCUCAGAUCCCUGCUGAAGAUUUAUGAGUGCCUGCUGCAGUUCCAGAGAUUGUCACCAAGCCCUUUUCUGCCUUAUGCCUCAGGACUCUCACAUGAGAUUAUGACUGUGAUCCAGAAGACUCACCGUCCUUCACAUGAAGCCAGGGAGCUCUUCGGCCUCCUCAGCUCCCCUCACAUCCAGGCUCUUCUGUCGACCCACGACAGCGUAGCUCAGUCGGACUACGAGCCCGUCCUGCCUCCUCUACCCGACGACUUGCCCGACGACGAGGAGGCCAUGAGGAUCGUUUGUCUCGUGAAAAACAACCAGCCUCUGGGGGCGACAAUAAGGAGAAACGAGGAGACAGGAGAGAUCUACAUCGCCAGGGUGAUUCAUGGAGGACUGGCUGAUCGUAGCGGACUCCUACAUUCUGGUGAUCUGUUAGUGGAAGUGAAUGGAAACCCAGUGGGAGGCCUGGAGCCAGAAGAGGUCAUCCAGAUACUGACCAACUCUCACGGCACCAUCCUGUUUAAAGUCAUUCCUAAUCCAGGUCAGGCCAGCAGCAACCAGAAUCCGGUGUACAUGAAGGCGAUGGUGGACUACUGCCCCCUGCAGGACGCCUCCAUCCCCUGUCCGGAUGCUGGGAUGGCGUUCAGCCGAGGAGACCUGCUGGAGGUGGUGGACCAGUCGGACGCUCACUGGUGGCAGGCCAGGAAGCUGCCCUGUGCUGCCUCCUGCGCUGGGCUCAUCCCCUCUGCAAGCAUGCUGAAGAGCAAACAGAAGGAACAGUGGUGGCGCCAACCGUUACAGGUUCAUACCUGCAUCAGACCCUUGUCGGUGGCUGAUAAUGAGGACGAUCCACAACAUGGUGACGAUAAACGCACCACAACAGCUUUGGAAGAAAUAAACUUUGAUGAAGCCGACUCUGAUAUCACUGAAGGAAUCUACCUCGCUGGUUUCCGGCGGAGUUUCCGUCUCUGGAGGAGGACGUCCUACAGGAAGCGACGUCAGUCCUGCACCACCUGUUCGCCCAACAGCAACGCCCUGAACACUCCAUAUGAGGAGGUGGCUCUGUACCAGCGCCCCCCGCAGGAGAACCACCGCCUCAUCAUCCUCGUCGGAGCUCCAGGAGUCGGAGUGAAUGAACUGAGGAAGAGGCUCAUCAAACUGAACCCUUCGACCUUCCAGAGUCCCGUCCCUCACACAACUCGUCCAAUCAGACCAGGGGAGCAGUCAGGAACAGAAUACCACUUUGUUACCAAGGAGCUGUUUGAGUACAUGGUCUGUAACCACAGAUUUGUGGAAUAUGGGGAGAGUAAAGGUCAGCUGUACGGGACCAGCACCGACGCCAUCGACGAAGUCCUGAGACGAGGACGGAUGUGUAUCAUCGAUAUUGAACCACAUGGCAUCCAGUUCUUGCGGACGAAGAAACUGAAACCUUUCGUGAUUUUUGUCAAAGCUCCGAGUCCAGAAAGACUGAGACAAACCCGGAGAGACGCCCGAAUCAUCACCAACUUCACCAUCAACAGAGCUUUCACAGAGGACGACUUUGUGGAGCUGGAGGAGGCCUCUCAGCUGAUGGAGGCAAAGUACAGGCAGUUUUUCGACAGCGUUCUUGUGAAUGACGACCUGCAGGAUGCCUGCAUCCAGCUCUGCUCCAUCAUCCAGCAGGCCCAGAACGAACCACAGUGGAUUCCUGUUAGCUGGGGUCGAACCGAGUAGGAACAGCCCAGGAGAGGAAAAUACAACCAGAUAUGGAAAAGAAUGAGGAAAAUAUGAAAGUAAGGGUUAGGGCAAUGGAGGAGGAAGGUGAAGAGGCAACCUGGAAGUAGGGAAAGAAAAAAUCUAAAUGAGAAUGAGGAGAAGACAAAUACAGAAAUGUAAAAAAAUACUCCUGAAAGUUUGCAACAAAACUCCUAAAUUGUGUUAGCAAAUAUUUAACCUCAAUGGCUGCAUUAAAAUUGCUUGAAAAAUCAGUCAGUAACUCUUCCAUUCAUUCUCAGUGUUGUCAGGAAAAACAACGGUAGUAAAUAGCUUCUAAUUAUCUUAAAUUCUGAGGAAUGUUCAGGCUACAAAGCUAGCUUAAAUAAAGGCCAAGCGUCUCAUGUUACCUCAUUUCUUCUGUUAAAAGCUGCACUUUAGAUUUCAUUCAAUAAA
Acanthochromis polyacanthus (spiny chromis) is the source of this 2247-nucleotide messenger RNA. RefSeq names its product MAGUK p55 subfamily member 4-like. Gene Ontology annotation, cellular component: adherens junction; plasma membrane. The transcript is spliced from 20 exons. The record is from RefSeq and is a predicted model, not a curated record. Gene Ontology annotation, molecular function: protein binding. The coding region runs from base 1 to 1812 and encodes 603 amino acids. Lineage: Eukaryota; Metazoa; Chordata; Actinopteri; Pomacentridae.